CACAAAAUGAAGUACAUUUGUUUUAGUUUUAAUUGGAAUUAAUUCCCAAUUUUGAAACUAACUUCGCUCCUGGUCUAAAACAAGAUCUGCUCGUGAUUUACUGAGGAAAAUUAAUAAGUUAGCAGACAGUGGCAGGACACCACCAUGCUGGUCGAGAUUGACCAAGGGGCCACCCAAUUGGAGAGUGUUGACCUCGACGACGACCUUGAUGUCGCAGCGACUACGAUGGCUUUGCUCAAUCCUCUGAUCCUUCAAAAGGUCUUGUCCUCCUUGGACGUCCCCACGUUGAAGUCAGUUCGCCUCGUGUGCACCCUUUGGGCCGACGUGGGCGCUGCUUAUCUCGGGAAGAAGGGUUGCCUCGUCUUUUGGACUCCACGAAACCGCAUAAACUAUGACGCCCUGGCCUGCUUUAAUCCCGAACUUGGCAGAAACGUAGAAUUACUAUUCUACACGUACAAGUUUUGUUGCUUCUCAACAAUUUGUACCUGUUGUACCCAUCUGCCUGCCAACUUUGUCAUAAUUUUACCCGAGAUUUCUGACAAGUUGGAAACCCUCAAGUUCGUCCGGAUCAAAGCGUUCGAACCCCUGCAGGAACUUUGGAGCACUUAUCAGUUCCCAAACCUGACUCAAAUCUGGAUCACCGCGGACGGAGAUUAUCUCGAUAAAAAAGCCCCACCACCCGACAUGGCUCAGUUUCGACCCCUCCCAAAUCUGAAAGUGGUCUUCUUAAGGAUCCCGAGCAGUCCUAGAAAAUACUUGUCGAGGGCGCUGAUAUCCGCCAUUUGUCAAAAUCUGGUCAACGCUGCCCCCAACCUGGAAGAAUUCGAUCUCGAUACCAUUUUCUGCCUGGAUUUGACGCCAUGCCGAAAACUGAAAAGGUUCAUGUUCCAAUAUUAUGCUUGGGGCAGUUUGGAGUCCGAAAUUUCUGGGAUGACGAAAAUGCUGAAAAGUUGUCCAAAUUCUUUGGAAACUUUAAGCUGGGAAUAUUUCGGUUGGGAUGCUGACGCCAUUGAGCUGAAUUUCCGCUUCCCGAACCUCACCCACCUCAGACUUACUGCUGCCGACGGGUUUAUCCUUAAGGACUCCCUGAGCGUCGCUCAUCUCCCAAAAUUAACGCAUUUCUCCCUCCUGGCCUACGAUACUACGUUCGAGCAUGAAAUUUCUGCCAUGCUAGAGAACUACCGUUUGCCCCAUGAUGGGAUAACCUCGCUCGAUAUUUCGGUCACCCAUUACCCCGAAAUUGACAACGAGGAUGGAGAAACUGCCAGAAAACUGGUGAAUUUCUUCCCGUCUGUGAAGGAAUUUAAGUUCAAGCUUGGGGUUAAACUCGUCCAGGAUUUUGAUCAAUAUUUUGCCUCUUUGAUGGAAACGUUGAGAUCUUUCGGUGACUGGGGGUUGACCUGCGGGGAUGUCGAGGUUGAGAUUCCGUACUUUUAUCAACAGCACGAGAUAGAUGGCCCUUACGACCACGAUUUUGGGUCGCUCCUGGUCAUUGCCGUACUAGGAGGAAUGACGGGGUGGAGAGGUUUGACCAACACGACACUUCAAUUUACUGCUAAUCAUCGUCGUCACGCAGAGUUUAGACUGUUGGACGAGAUGCUAGAUGCCCUUUUGUCGUGCAGGACGAUUCGAAGCGUGACUAUUACUGGAUUUCUGAUGGACGAGGAGACUAAUGACAAUUUGCGGACGUUUAUUGGAGAGCAUAAUUUGCCAAUUAGCGUUGCAUAUUAAAUAAUGAUUGCAUUUACUAAUGACUUCACUUAUAAAAAUAUCGUUAUUUCCUCAUUAUUACCAUACCACUUUUACAUUUUUACGUUAAAAACAUUCUUGUUAAUGUAUAGUUUAAUUAGCCAUGUGUAGACACAUAGAUAUAAAUUUAUAUAAACAUUUAGGAGCGAUCCAUAAAUUAUGUCACGCUGAAGAUGGGGGGGAGGGGGUCCAAGCAUCCGUGACAAAGUGUGACAUAUGGGGAGGGGGGGUUCGGCCGAUUCGUGACAUAACGUUUUCCAGGCCUAACUUAAUGCAAAUUUUAACUCACAUUUUAAUUCUCCGACUAUGACCAAACUACAGUUUCGCAAUUAUUUCGAAACGUAUGUCCAACCGAAUAUCAAAUGAUCCAAAGCAUGUUUUAAAAAUUAACUUAAACGUUCAAAAAUUCGUAAUUUCGUAAAUUUCCAUACAUACUUAUAGAAAUUUUUUCUCUGAAAUAAAUUCAAAA
Folsomia candida is the source of this 2218-nucleotide messenger RNA. RefSeq lists its product as uncharacterized. Lineage: Eukaryota; Metazoa; Arthropoda; Collembola; Entomobryomorpha; Isotomidae. The coding region runs from base 145 to 1731 and encodes 528 amino acids. The record is from RefSeq and is a predicted model, not a curated record. The transcript is spliced from 6 exons.